Messenger RNA from Setaria italica (foxtail millet), 2443 nucleotides. Its product is annotated as L-type lectin-domain containing receptor kinase IV.1. Gene Ontology annotation, biological process: protein phosphorylation. The coding region runs from base 130 to 2133 and encodes 667 amino acids. Lineage: Eukaryota; Viridiplantae; Streptophyta; Magnoliopsida; Poales; Poaceae. Gene Ontology annotation, cellular component: plasma membrane. Gene Ontology annotation, molecular function: carbohydrate binding; ATP binding; protein kinase activity. The transcript has a single exon. The record is from RefSeq and is a predicted model, not a curated record.
AAAGAGGCGAAGACGCAUACGGCGGCCACGUUAAAGAAACACCGGGAGCACUGACAAGCCAGAGCCAAACCGUUCGGCCGGCCUUUGCUUGCUCCCCAACUGUUCGAGGUUAGUGGUUGGCUGGUAGCCAUGCCGCUGCUCGUGCUGCUGCUCUUCCUCGGCCUCGGCGGGCUCCUGCCCGCGGCGACGGCGGCCGACGAGCAGUUCGUCUUCGACGGGUUCAAGGGCGCGAACCUCACCCUCGACGGGAUGGCCACGGUGACGCCGGACGGGCUGCUCCUGCUCACCAACGCCACCAAGCAGCUCAAGGGCCACGCCUUCUACCCGGCGCCGCUGCGGUUCCACCGGACCCCCAACGGCACGGCGAUGCGGUCCUUCUCCACGGCCUUCGUCAUCGGCAUCAUCGGCGCGUACGAGGACCUCAGCAGCCACGGCAUGGCGUUCGUGGUGGCCAAGAGCCGCAACUUCACAUCCGCGCUGCCGGGCCAGUUCCUCGGCCUCGUCAGCUCCGCCACCAACGGCAACGCCACCAACCACCUCUUCGCGGUCGAGUUCGACACCAUCCUCAACUCGGAGUUCAGCGACAUGAGCGGCAACCACGUCGGGAUCGACGUGAACGGGCUCAACUCCGUCGACGCCGACAACGCCGGCUACUACGACGACGCCACCGGCGCGUUCCGCAACAUGAGCCUGGUGAGCCGCAAGGCGAUGCAGGUGUGGGUGGACUUCGACGGCCCGACCAUGCAGGUCAACGUCAGCAUGGCGCCCCUGGAGGUGGCCCGGCCCAGGAAGCCCCUGCUCUCCACCACCGUUAACCUCUCCUCCGUCAUCGACGGCGACACCGCGUACGUCGGCUUCUCGUCGGCGUCCGGCAUCCUCUUCUGCCGGCACUACGUGCUCGGCUGGAGCUUCAACAUGGACGGCGCCGCCCCGGCGCUCAACAUCUCCUCCCUGCCCACCCUGCCGGUCACGUUCCCCAAGCCGCGGUCCAAGACGCUGGAGAUCGUGCUGCCGAUAGCGUCCGCGGCGCUCGUAUUCGCGGUGGGCGCCGCCGUCUUCGCGUUCCUGCGGCGGCGGCGCAUGUACGCGGAGGUCAAGGAGGAGUGGGAGGCCACGUUCGGCCCGCACAGGUUCUCGUACAAGGAUCUUUACCACGCCACCGACGGGUUCAGCGACGAGCGGCUGCUCGGCAUCGGCGGCUUCGGGCGGGUGUACCGGGGCGUCCUGGCGUCCAAGGUGGAGGUCGCGGUGAAGAAGGUGGCACACGGGUCCAGGCAGGGGAUGCGGGAGUUCGUGGCCGAGGUCGUCAGCAUCGGCCGGCUCCGGCACCGCAACCUCGUGCAGCUGCUCGGCUACUGCCGGCGCAAGGGCGAGCUCCUCCUCGUCUACGACUACAUGCCCAACGGCAGCCUCGACAAGUACCUCUACGACCGGAGCAAGAUCCCCCUGAGCUGGGGGCAAAGAUUCCGCGUCAUCAAGGGCGUCGCGUCCGGCCUGCUCUACCUCCACGAGGACUGGGAGCAGGUGGUGGUGCACCGCGACAUCAAGGCCAGCAACGUGCUUCUGGACAAGGAGAUGAACGGCCGGCUGGGCGACUUCGGGCUGGCGCGGCUGUACGACCACGGCACCGACCCGCACACGACGCACGUGGUGGGCACCAUGGGGUACAUGGCGCCGGAGCUGGGGCACACGGGGAAGGCCUCCAAGGCGUCGGACGUGUUCGCAUUCGGGGCCUUCAUGCUGGAGGUGGCGUGCGGGCGGAAGCCCGUGGUGCAGGACGCGCGCGACAACCGGCUGGUGCUGGUGGACUGGGUGCUGGAGCGGUGGCGCGCCGGGGUCGUCACGGACACGGUGGACCCGCGCCUGGCCGGCGACUUCGUCGGGAGCGAGGCGAGCCUGGUGCUGAGGCUGGGGCUGCUGUGCUCGCACCCGCUGCCCGGCGCGCGGCCGGGGAUGCGGCAGGUGGUGCAGUACCUGGACGGCGACGUGCCGCUGCCGGAGCUGUCGCCAACGUACCAGGGCCUCAACAUGCUCGCGCUCAUGCAGGACCAGGGAUUCGACCCCUACAUCAUGUCGUUCCCGAUGACAUCGAUGGGCGCCAGCACCAUCUCUGACCUCUCCGGAGGGAGAUGAGAGUCUUGAUCGUCAAUUGGCUGGAAUUACUAGUUCAGACUUCGAACCCUUUCCGGCUUUCCCCCCUAUUCGAGAAUGCAAAUUCAGAACCUGCUAUGUGUAGAGUAGUAGUGCCCCAGAAUAUAGUGUGGAUGACCUGAAUGUAAAGAUGUGCUCGGUGUAGCAUAAUGUUCAGAUGAUAAAUUACUGACCAGUGACCACAGCUGGAGAUUGAGGUUUGAUCCCCCAAGUCCCAAGCCGCUCCACAUGAGGGAGCGACUGAACUUUGCUUGUAGUUAUAAGGGAGCCUGAGGAUUUCGUACAUUGUUAA